Molecule: messenger RNA, 1149 nt
Organism: Symbiodinium necroappetens
Lineage: Eukaryota; Dinophyceae; Suessiales; Symbiodiniaceae
Source: the annotation of a GenBank genome assembly
AUGGCUCGACGCAAUCUCCGGCUGCGUUUGCGUGCCAAUCUGUGCUCAGCCGCUGCAGUCGUAUUGCUGGGUGCUCGAGCCUGGGUCAGCCCAUUGUGGCCAAAGCAGACCAAGCUCUCAGCACUCACAGCAACGAGGGCUGCGGGAAAGGACUCUUGGGAUGCGCUGCGGCACUCCGAGGCUCUCUACGGAGAAGCCGGCAGUACCUGGCGUGUUGAAGAGGCCGGGCGCAUCCUCAACAGCAAUGCCUUGGAGACUUUGCAAACCUGGUUCCAACCAGCAGCAGACAGCUUGGACUCGGAAACCUCGGACGGAGUGGACGAUGCCUUGGCUGGUCUGCUGAAGGAUGAAGUGCCUUACGUGGUGGAGUUUCUGUCAGACAAGCAAUUCCCUGGGCCAAUCUGCCGGGCCUUUUGGCAGUCUGAGCUGUACUUGCGUGAUUUUCAACAGGUGGCGGGCCAAGCGCCGCUGGAGGAGUUCACCCAGACGGCAAAGCACGUCACAGACAAGAUCCAAGAGGACAUCGGUGGCGAGACACAGGCCCUUGAUCGCCUGGUGACGCGUCAGCAGUUUGGAGCCGCCGCUCGCUUCGGAUACUUCCUCCGGCGAGCCAAGCAGCGCUUGCGGCUGGAGUCCAUCAUGACAGGGCCCGUCGGGACUCUCGAAACCUACGUGGCGGAAAUGUCGGCGCAACAGCAGGUGGAGCUCGUGCGUGCAGCCAGCCGCGAAGCUUCUUCAGCCAUUGAGGUCCGUGCGACGGCCCUUUUCGGCAAAGCGUCCGAGCUUCUUCGUGCGGUCGCGGUCGGCGAGGUCUCGCCGCUGCCGCUGUCGCCGGAGGGACGUGCCAGGUGGGAUGCAGUAAAGAAAUUCUUGCAGCAGAGCAUCAUCGGUCGCUAUGUUGGCUUCAGGCUUGCCGUCGAAGCUGUGGCAUUCGGGGCAUCCCUCUUCGAUGCUGAGGACUGGCUCAGGUCUACUCACCGUACAUGGUUGUUUGCGAUGCAGAUGCGCUGCCAGAAAUAUGCUGUCGCACGACCACCAAGUCGUUGUGACAUGAGUCCAGCACGUCAUGCUGUCAUAUGCUGUCCAUGCUGCUUCGACAGCGGUGCGGGAGGAGGCCGCGGCACAGCACUACACACUUACCUACUCUGA